AAAGAAAAUAAAUCCCUCAAAGCAUUUGCAUUACACAUUGAGUUUUGCUUGUUUUUCGAUUUUAACGAGUAGUUCUCUCGUUUAGUUCUCUAAAAGCAGUUGUUAUUUUAGGAAGUAGUUUUUUUUCAACAGAAAUUGAAGUUUAAAUAAUGAGGCUUAUCGAAAAGGUGUUCAAUCCGACUGGCAAAGUUCAUUUGGGCACGUUAAUUUUCUUCCACGGAUCAGGUGACACCGGGAAUGGCUUGACGGAAUGGAUUCGAUUUUUGCUUGGCCGUGACAUGGAAUUCCCGCACGUUAAGGUGAUAAUUCCGACUGCUCCGGUACAACCGUACACCCCGAUGGGUGGAGAAAACUCGAACGUUUGGUUCAACCGGAAGCGGAUAGAAAUGGACUGUCCGGAGAUCCGGACUUCACUGGCCUCAAUCUACGACACCGUGAACGAAAUUCUGAAGCGAGAGAUAGCACUGGGUGUGCCCGUCAAUCGGAUUAUUGUCGGCGGAUUCUCAAUGGGAGGAGCACUGUCGUUGCAUACGGCGUACCAUCUGAAUCGGGACUUGUUGGGAGUUUUUGCGAUUUCUUGCUUCUUGAACACUGGUUCCAUCGUGUACGAUUCUUUGGACUGUGUUAGCUCGGAUGAACCCCUGCCGGAGUUGUUGAUGUUUCACGGGGAGAAAGAUACGCUAGUGCCGAUCGAGUGGGGCAGAACGACGUUCGAUGAGUUGGCCAAGCUGGGUGUCCGGGGUCAGUUUGUGCCGCAUCGCAAUGCGCUGCACGAGAUUAAAAAAGAUCAAUUGAUCCAGAUCAUCGAAUGGGUGAACCGACUGAUUCCCGAACCACGCGAGGUCACACCGGAGGAACCUGUUCACAAAGUGACUGCUACCAAGAAAAAAGGAAAGCUGUAGCGAACACGUUCGUUCCCGGAGCGACAUCAGCAGGGAGACAAAGAAAAAAGUACCUAAACAGAUUCUUUACUAAAAAUGGGUUUUCACUCUCAUACAGUUUUGUUACGUUAUCAGUUCCUUAUGUUUGCACUACCGUCUGGCGGCAAUAAAUCUUAUUCCAGGCUAUGUAAA
Malaya genurostris is the source of this 1073-nucleotide messenger RNA. RefSeq names its product lysophospholipase-like protein 1. Gene Ontology annotation, cellular component: cytoplasm. The transcript has 4 exons. Bases 150 to 902 code for a protein of 250 amino acids. The record is from RefSeq and is a predicted model, not a curated record. NCBI's taxonomy places the organism in Eukaryota, Metazoa, Arthropoda, Insecta, Diptera, Culicidae. Gene Ontology annotation, molecular function: carboxylic ester hydrolase activity; palmitoyl-(protein) hydrolase activity. Gene Ontology annotation, biological process: protein depalmitoylation.